Acinonyx jubatus (cheetah) is the source of this 1374-nucleotide messenger RNA. It is a transcript of the gene PSME3IP1, whose product is annotated as proteasome activator subunit 3 interacting protein 1. NCBI's taxonomy places the organism in Eukaryota, Metazoa, Chordata, Mammalia, Carnivora, Felidae. The record is from RefSeq and is a predicted model, not a curated record. Gene Ontology annotation, cellular component: nucleus. The transcript has 8 exons. The coding region runs from base 404 to 1168 and encodes 254 amino acids.
AAGAGGAAGCCCUGAAGGGUCAAAAGGAAUACAAAAGCAAAGGCUAUUUUCCUUCUUUUCUUUUUUUCUUUCUCUCUUUCCCUUUUUUUUUUUUCCCCCUAAAGAGCGCGUGGCCUUAGUGGUGGCGGUUUGGGGUGGGCGCCGCCGAGGUGAGGGGGUCUAGCCUCCUGCACGCUGGUAGGUGUAAAGGUGGCGACCUACUUGUUGAUAGCAGUGGUUCUUAAUCUAGUAGAAAACGAGAUCUUCUGUGGCCUGUUUAAAUGCAGACUCUCGGACCCUACCCCCCAGAUAGUCUGACUGAGUAGGUCUGCAGUUGGGACCCAGGGAAGCCAAGUGCGGGCCUGGUUGUCAGAAUUCCCAAUGCCCUCUUGUGUAUACCAGCUGUGAGACCAGUUGUUCCAUUAUGGAUGGAGGGGAUGAUGGUAAUCUUGUUAUCAAAAAGAGGUUUGUGUCCGAGGCAGAACUAGAUGAACGGCGCAAAAGGAGGCAAGAAGAAUGGGAGAAAGUUCGAAAACCUGAAGAUCCAGAAGAAUGUCCAGAGGAGGUUUAUGACCCUCGGUCUCUGUAUGAAAGGCUACAGGAACAGAAAGACAGGAAGCAGCAGGAGUAUGAGGAGCAGUUCAAAUUCAAAAACAUGGUAAGAGGCUUAGACGAAGAUGAGACUAACUUCCUCGACGAGGUUUCCCGGCAGCAGGAACUACUAGAAAAGCAACGAAGAGAAGAAGAACUGAAAGAACUGAAGGAAUACAGAAGUAAUCUCAACAAAGUUGGACUUUCUCCAGAAAACAAGAAGGAGGUGGAGAAGAAAGUGGCUGUGAAAUCCAUAGAAACCAAGAACAAGUUCUCCCAGGCGAAGCUGUUGGCAGGAGCUGUGAAACAUAAGAGCUCAGAGAGCGGGAACAGCGUGAAAAGACUGAAGUCGGACACUGACCCAGAUGACAAGAGUCAAGAAGCCCCGUCCUGCAUGUCUCUUGGAAGCACGUCCCUGAGCACUCCUUCCAUCCACUGCCCCUCCGCCGCGGUCUGUAUUGGCAUCCUCCCAGGCUUGGGUGCCUAUUCCGGCAGCAGCGACUCCGAGUCCAGCUCAGACAGUGAAGGCACCAUCAACGCGACUGGCAAGAUCGUCUCCUCCAUCUUCCGAACCAACACCUUCCUCGAGGCCCCCUAGCUCCCGUGUCCCUCCCAAGCUCCUGCCCAAGAGUAGACCGGACGGUUUGUUCUGCCUACGGGCAUUACCUCCCUCAGAACUCCUUUGCCUGCUUCCUGUGCACACCGUGACAUUUUUAACCUCAUCUAAAAAUGUGCCAGAGUCCACUUGUGGCCCGACUUGUGUUUGGUUUCUCUUUUCACUCCAGUGCAGAUGUCCAGACCUGU